GUGAGUGUAUGUGUGUGUGUGGAGCAGUUCACUCCAUAGUGAGAGUGUCGCCAACCACUGGACUGUGAAACGAGGAGUAAAAGGACAUCCUCAGGAGGAACUCGCUCUCGAGAAAUUGAAGAUCAGUAGAUUUCCUUUUUGUUUUUAUUUUCCUCGGUACAGGUUGAAGCGGUGCAGCCGGUCCAGAAGCGAGCAGUAUGCAUUCAGACUGCAGGCUGCUAUGGGCAGAGCGGUAAUGGUGGGCAGGGGACCGACAGGGGCCGGGGUUCUCGUCCUGUCGAUUCUCAUCAUUCUCACCACGGAAAGCUGUCGAGCGCAGAAAGGUGAUGGCUGUGGCCCCAGUGUGCUUGGCCCCAGCAGUGGGACUCUGUCCUCUCUGGGUUACCCAGGGACAUACCCCAACAACACAGUGUGUGAAUGGGAGAUCAGUGUGCCCCGUGGCAACAGGAUCCACUUUCGCUUUGCUGAGCUGGACAUAGAAAACAGCGACUGCCAGGUCAACUACCUCCGCCUCUACAACGGCAUCGGACCCGAGAGGAGUGAAAUUGUGAAGUACUGCGGUUUGGGUCUGAAGGUUAAAGAGCCGAUCGAGUCCACUGGCAACCAAGUCACUGUCCAGUUCAUGAGUGGGACCCACCACACUGGACGUGGAUUCUACCUGUCCUACUCCACCACUGAACACACAGAUCUAAUCACCUGCCUGGACAAAGGAACUGAUUUCCCCCAGGCAGAGUUCAGUAAAUACUGUCCAGCAGGCUGCCUGACAUCUACUGAGGAGAUUUCUGGAACUAUACCAAAUGGAUACAGAGAGUCCUCUCCCCUGUGUGUGGCAGCCGUCCAUGCAGGUGUGGUGUCCAACGCUGUGGGAGGGAGGAUCAGCGUGGUCAGCAGCAAAGGCAUCCCUCAUUAUGAGAGCACACUGGCUAACAAUGUCACUUCCACUGGAGGAACUUUGUCAAACAGCCUCUUCACCUUCAGGACCAAUGGCUGCUAUGGGACGCUGGGAUUAGAGUCUGGUGGUGUUGCAGACACUCAGCUCUCUGCUUCAUCUGUGUGGGAGUGGAACAUCUUUGGUCAGCACAGCGAGUGGGUGCCAUCGGGGGCUCGCCUUAAAAAGGCAGGGCUGCCCUGGGCGCCUUCUCAGAGUGACCAGCAGCAGUGGCUGCAGAUCGAUCUCAAGAGGGAGAAGAGGAUCACAGGCAUCGCCACCACAGGCUCUAUCCUGAGAGAGUAUCAGUACUAUGUUUCAGCAUACCGGGUCCUGUACAGUAAUGAUGGCCAGCAGUGGUACAACUACAGGGAAACAAAUUCUACACAAGACAAGAUUUUCCAAGGCAAUAUCAACUACCUGCACGAGGUGAGGAAUAACUUCAUUCCUCCAAUCGAGGCCCGGUUUGUGAGAAUAAAUCCCACAUUAUGGCACCAGAGAAUCGCGCUCAAGUUGGAGCUGCUUGGCUGCCAAAUUCCUGCAGCGAGGCGGAGGACAGAGCCGAAUCCGAGGAUGAUACCCCCUUCUCGUCAUACUCCACCCCCUGCGGGUACAAAACGCCCGCCUCACCUUGGCCAAACUACACACACCCCAGACAUAAGAAACACCACUAUGCCUCCCCACACCAAUAAAGAUGUGGCCCUGGCAGCAGUCCUGGUUCCCGUGUUGGUCAUGGUUCUGACUGCUCUCAUCUUGACUGUGGUUUGUGCUUGGCACUGGAGGAACAGGAAAAAGAGCUCUGAAGGAACAUACGAUCUUCCUCACUGGGAUCGCACAGACUGGUGGAAGAGCAUGAAGCAGCUGCUGCCGUCCAAGAUGGUGGAGACCGAGGAUUCAGUUCGGUACAGCAGCAGUGAGGUGGGCCGGAUAACGGGGAGAGGUGCUGUACCAAGACUACAUGCUGAGCCUGCAGAAUAUGCCCAGCCGCUAGUGAGCGGUGUUACAACAUUAGGUCCACGAUCAACUUUUAAACCAGAUGAGGGGCCUGACCCAGGAUACUCAGAUCCGGACCUGUACGACGCCCCCAUCUCACCAGACGUGUACCACGCCUACGCAGAACCCCUGCCAGCUUCGGGAUCUGAAUAUGCUACACCCAUUGUGGUUGACAUGGGUUGCCACCCAUCGGGGGGCUCCUCUUUGAACCAGCCCUCCACUGUGUGUAGCUUCAUGGGCGCCGGACCCGCCUCCCUGCUCACACGAACAGACAGUGGCCAGUCAGGGAGGUUGGCGUACGAUACACCGAAGAAUGCCACUGGACAGGUCACACCUACUGAGGAUCUGACUUAUCAGGUGCCUCAGAGUUGCUCUCAGAAACCAGCAGGACAGAGCUGAAGGGGGAUGCACAUUGCCUUAAUCACUGCUCAGCGCAACCCACUGGACAAAGAUAGAGAGGGUUGUUAAAGGAUGAGGAGGUGUGAACCUGUGAGCCCUGGAGCCUGGGCUUGAGUCUUGAAUGAACACUACCUUAGCUUUAGAUUCAUCUGGAGAUGUCUGUAUUGCCUAAUUGUUUCUGCAUGGCCACAAUCUGCUUGUGUAGUGCCAUUACAGUCCUAUCACUGAAACCACAAAGAUGAAUGUGUUUGUGCCUGGUGUGAGCGUCGGAGGGAUGAAAAGGAGAAAGCUGACUACUAUUUGCUAAAAGACUUUGUCCCUGUUCUGUGAUUCUUAGUAGUUCUUGCAUUCUGUGAAACUGUGAUUUCCAUGAUUCCCUUUAUUAUUCUGUUACAUACUAAACCAGGAUCGACUGACAUGUGCUUCAUGAUAUACUUUCAUCAAAUCUAAUGGUUCUCUAUGAAUUGCAUGUUGCAUUAAGUAGUCCACAGUCAUGGUCAAACAAUUCUUCCUUUCUAGAGAAACUCUAGUUUUCAUGGUACGUUUUGUCUUACUUUUUUUUUUUUUUAAAGCAUGACUUGAAAUUGUGUAUAAUUCUAGUAAUUCCAUUAAUGCAAACCUGUUAAAACUCUCAAGUGAUUUACUGAUAUUUAUUUUUA
Molecule: messenger RNA, 2979 nt
Organism: Seriola dumerili (greater amberjack)
Lineage: Eukaryota; Metazoa; Chordata; Actinopteri; Carangiformes; Carangidae
Gene: dcbld2
Product: discoidin, CUB and LCCL domain containing 2
Exons: 15
Coding region: 221-2320 (699 amino acids)
Source: RefSeq, a predicted model, not a curated record